GCGAUAUACUUCGUUUACGACUACUACAAAGUGCACAUGUUUCAUAAGUCCUCCCCCCCUCCACUAAGUCCCUCUCGGCUGAGAGGGACUGGUGCGAGGAGAAGUGCAUGCUUUGAAAAAUGGCGGCAACCAAGUUAGACAGCGCUAUCACUUUAAAAGGGAGUACGGAGACGGUGAUGGAGUUCUUUGGUUAUGGAAUAAAUAGUAUUCUAUUCCAAAGAGGGGUUUACCCACCAGAGACAUUCAAACGUGUUGAACAAUAUGGGCUGACUCUGUUUGUUAGUGACGAGCCCCAACUCAAAGAGUACCUAUCAAGUGUCAUGGAACAAAUUAAAGACUGGCUCUACAAUAAAACCAUCCAGAGAAUUGUGCUUGUAAUAAGCAACAAUGACAAGGACGAGGUCUUGGAGAGGUGGCAGUUUGAUAUUGAAUGUGAUAAAACUAUGACUGAAGAAAGUAAACCAAGAGAAAAGUCUCUUAAAGAUGUCAAGAGAGAGAUCCGGGAUGUCAUGCGUCAAAUCUCUGCCACCGUCACUUUCCUACCCCUUUUGGAUGGUCCAUGUUCCUUUGACCUGCUGAUUUAUACUGACAAAGACCAGAAUGUCCCAGAGAUGUGGGAAGAGUCUGGUCCGCGGAUAAUCAAUGACUCUGAAGAAGUUCGACUGCGAUCCUUCACUACAACCGUCCACAAAGUUGAUACCAUGGUGUCCUACAAGAGUGGAGAUUAAGAUUUGCAAAGCACUUGAACCAAGAGAUGCUUUUGUAGGAUAUGGCUGAUGGAGAAAAGAUUUAAAAAAAUGAGACAGAGAAUAACUUAGACAUUCAAAGACAUUAAUACCUGUACCUGACUUAUUGCCUGUGGUGAUAGAUGUUUGUAAAGCUAUAACUCUUGUAUAACAGUGUAAAGUGUACUGCAUAAGAUAUACAGUAGUCUCUAGCUAAAAUUAGGGUUCUUUAGGGCCUUGAGUCCUCUUCAAACUUUGAUGCUUAGAGCUAGCAGAUUUGUUUAUCAGCUUACCUUACGCAUGAAAUCCAAAUAAGGUAUUUUCAAUUCGGCGACACUGAUAAGAAUUACCUUAAAAAGGACCCAGCGUAGCGAUACAGCUUCUGUGAAAAUACAAAUACGAUUUACAAUAAAAUAAAUUUGUGAAAAAAA
This is a messenger RNA of Nematostella vectensis (starlet sea anemone), 1156 nucleotides long. Its product is annotated as mitotic spindle assembly checkpoint protein MAD2A. The coding region runs from base 120 to 728 and encodes 202 amino acids. The transcript is spliced from 6 exons. Gene Ontology annotation, biological process: mitotic spindle assembly checkpoint signaling. Lineage: Eukaryota; Metazoa; Cnidaria; Anthozoa; Actiniaria; Edwardsiidae. Gene Ontology annotation, cellular component: cytoplasm; nucleoplasm; kinetochore. The record is from RefSeq and is a predicted model, not a curated record.